AAGUGCGCGAACCUCAGCACAGCUCAGAAGCUCAGCAGCCCCAAGCCCUCAACCCGGACAAGGAGUCGAAAGGAGUCGGCCUCCCACCUAUCAUAGCCCGCAGAUUCAAUUCAAAUUGGGACACAGAGGACGCGUAGUCCUGUUGUUGCCAGUAAAGUGCUUUCCAUUAGACCAGUUCCUACCUGAAACAUGAGUUUGUCAAUCUCAUUGCGAAAGCUGGAAGGCAAUAGCCAGAUGCUGAUGAUGCUAAUGCUGGUCCUGAGCCCGCUGAUCCUGGGUCAGGUGAUGGCGGUGCCAGCCUCUGUGCUGGCCAGGAACACGGAACUCUCCACCAAUGCCAACAACAAGCUCCAACUCCAGCAGCUGGAACAGCAGCAGCAGGAACAGCAACAGCCGGCAGCAGCGAAACGGUCAGAGGAUACCUCAGCCAAGGCCAUGGUGCCAACGGCCAACAAAAAGUCAAGUCCGGAAAUUGUGCCAUCUUCGUUCAGCAAUUCGCCGCCAGCUAGGAGCUCCAACAAAAUCCUCAGCAACCAGCAGCAGCAGCAGCAGCAGCUGGAGAAGGGUCCAUCCGGCAUCUAUGCAUUGCCCAGCAAUGAUGAGAUCCUGGCCGCUGUUGCCGCAGCCGCCCAAAACAGCCAGCAGCAGGUGCAGGAGGAACCCACCGCAUUGGAGGAGGCGGUGGCCAGCUCCACGAUGCGCAAGCGGGGCAUCAACUACGAUUAUAAUCCGUACAUGGCCCCCAAUGACUAUGGCAGCGAUGUGCCCAACGGUGUGUGGGCGGAUGAGUACGACACAGCAGUGCCCGUCAGCUAUGGCGAAAGGGAUCUGCAGGAUCUCGAUGACUAUGUCCCAGAUCGACGAGUGGGCGGAUCGAUUGGCCGGAACAAGGCCUAUGACAAUCUCCAGAAUCUGCUGAAUGCCGAGGCCUAUCUGGAGAGCAUUCCCCUGUCCGUUCCACUGACCUAUGCCAAUCGCAACUACAAUCUGGAUGACAGGAACAAGCGUGGUGGCCUCUUUUACAACAUGGGCAGCACUGGCGGUAGCAUGCAGGGCAGCACUGGCACUGGCAGCGGUCUCAGCAACGACAACAUAAACCUGAGCAAAUAUCGUCGUUUCAAUGAUAUGCGACUUAAACGAGACACCACCAAACUGAAUCCCGCUGAUAUGUUAGCUCUGGUGGCCCUAGUCGAGGCCGGAGAACGUGCGCGCAAGGAGAGCGAUGUGGAGAGCGCUGGACCAGUGCCAAUGAUUGCCUCCGAUGAUAUGGACUAUGUGCCAGCAGGCACAUGGCUCGAUGCCCCUGUACAGCAACAACAGCCCGGCAUGAUGGACUACUACAUGCCCCUGGAGAACCAGAACCAAGCGAUGCCCCAGUACGAGUAUGUGCCACGCCAACACAAGUACAGCGGAGUCAACAGCCGAUUUGGUUCAUCUAAGCAGCGGUACAUGGUGUCCAAGAAGAAGCGAUCUAUUAGCCAAAGCCAAUUCAUGAAUGAACCGGUGGCCGAGCGCGGCUCCAGCUACAAUGGCGAGAAGUACUUCUAGAGAGUGGGAGAACGGAUGCAUCGAUAGACUAUAGUGGUACAUAUUUCCCUUUGAACAUUUAUAGAAAAUAUUGAAAACCAACAAACAACAAAAUAUCCAAAACUCAAUUAGUAAUGAGAUAGAGCCAAGGUCAACCUCGUGUGCAAUUUCUUUGUAGAAUUUCAAUUUUAAACCAACUAACAAUUAAACUAUUGACACGAAUACGGUGUGUGUCGACAAAACAUAA
Messenger RNA from Drosophila persimilis, 1774 nucleotides. RefSeq lists its product as uncharacterized. The record is from RefSeq and is a predicted model, not a curated record. The transcript has 5 exons. The coding region runs from base 190 to 1548 and encodes 452 amino acids. Lineage: Eukaryota; Metazoa; Arthropoda; Insecta; Diptera; Drosophilidae.